AUGAAGGCCAAACCCCAGUCUGAGCCAUAUAACACAAGGAGCAGGGGGUUCCCAGUCACCCCUCCUCCUCCCUCCUUACCGUCCCGCUCGUCCCUCUCUCUCGUCUGGAAGCGGCUCCGGGAGCGGCGGCUGAACGUCCGGCGCAGAAAGCCCAUCAUCUUCCUGAUCCACAAGGUGAGGAGGUCCUUGUUGUGUCCGGGGAAAGUGUUCCACACAACAGGCGGAGAAGCCGGGGUCCUGCUUCUGCUGCUUUCCCCGCCUCCUCCUCCUCGUCCUCCCCGGGGCGAGGAGUCACUUAGCAGGCACGGAGGAGACUUCAGGACUGCCGAUCAGUCCUUCGGCUGGAUGUCGGCGGGGGACCCUAGCCGCAUACUAAUGAAACUCACGCAGAAAGACCACCGAGGCGCCAACCAGUUGAUUAACUGGCCCGGUGUGAACGACUCUCACAGAAAUACAAGCAGCCCUCCUCCUCCCCCUGUCCUGUCCUCUCCUGUGCACCUGCCUCCUGCUUUGCUUGCUGUUGCGCACCGACUCUCAAAUACCGGAAAAAUCCCGACCGACGCUUCCGCCGUGGGAGUCACACGGGGCCGGGAAGGGGGAGUAAAGACUGGUCACCUCUGCACCGGAACCCCGGGGGUGGUUGUUGCUUAUUCCCACCGGCGAACCGAAACUACCUCACAGGCCGACCCAGCAGCGCCGGUAAACCAGCGCCACCUGUCGGACACCCGCCUUUAUCAUGAGUGGUUCCCAAGGUGCGGUCCAAGGUGCCUCAAGGACCGAUAAAGGGUUUCCAGGAAGUCCCCAACAUAAUGAUGUGU
This is a messenger RNA of Gymnodraco acuticeps, 818 nucleotides long. RefSeq lists its product as uncharacterized. The coding region runs from base 1 to 783 and encodes 260 amino acids. Lineage: Eukaryota; Metazoa; Chordata; Actinopteri; Perciformes; Bathydraconidae. The record is from RefSeq and is a predicted model, not a curated record. The transcript has 3 exons.